AUGACAUUCAGCAAGUUGGCCAAGAACUCCGCGUACUAUAGUCGCUACCAGACUAAGUACAAGCGCCGUCGUUCCGGAAAAACCGAUUACUACGCCAGAAAGCGUCUCAUCACCCAAGCCAAGAACAAGUACAAUGCGCCAAAAUACCGUCUCGUUGUUCGAUUCACCAACCGCGAUAUCGUGAUGCAAAUCGUUACCUCCGAAAUCACUGGUGACAAGGUUUUCUGCGCCGCAUACUCCCACGAGCUCAAGGCCUACGGUAUCGACCACGGUCUUACCAACUGGGCUGCCGCAUACUGCACUGGUCUUCUCAUCGCCCGUCGUGUCUUGAAGAAGCUCGGUAUGGAUGAGGACUUCACCGGUGUUGAGGAGGCUGAUGGAGAGUACCAACUCACCGAGGCCGCUGGUGAUGAGGAGAGACGUCCUUUCAAGGCCUUCCUUGAUGUUGGUCUUCAACGCACUUCCACUGGUGCCCGUAUCUUUGGUGCCAUGAAGGGUGCCUCCGAUGGUGGUAUCCUCGUUCCCCACUCCGAGAACCGUUUCCCAGGUUACGACAUGGAGAGCAAGGAGCUCGAUGCUGAAACUCUCCGCAAAUACAUCUUCGGUGGACACAUCGCUGAGUACAUGGAGACCCUCGCCGAUGACGAUGAGGAGCGUUACAAGUCUCAAUUCCAAGGUUACGUUGAUGACGAGAUAGAGGCCGAUGGAUUGGAGGAGUUAUACCAAGAGGCUCACAAGAACAUCCGUGAGGAUCCAUUCAAGAAGGUUGAGGGAGAGAAGAAGACCAAGGAGGAGUACAAGACAGAGUCUUUGAAGUUCAAGGGAUACAAGUUGAGCAAGGACGAGAAGCGCGAGAGAGUCAAGGUCAAGAUUGCCGCAUUAAAAACUCCUUUCAGCAAAUGGUUUGACCCCUUCAAGAACCUGUAUCAAAAUGGGAGGUUUAACCUCCUUCUCAUCAUCAUGGCUGUUCCCCUGUCAUACCACACAAGUGACACCACCCCUUUCUUGACUCUUUAUCUGGGGGAUAUACCUCGAGGAUAUAUUUACACAAUGGAACAAAUGACUGGCGUGGACGUCAGUUGGAUGACACACAGCUCAAGUAAUAAGGACUUAAAACGACCUCGAAUGGUUCCGAAUGUAUCUGGUUCACAAGGCAAAUCAAGCCCGACUCCACAGAAUGGCUCCACCCCUUCAAAGAACAAGAACGAGAACGAGCUGGCGACAACUCCACAGCAGAUUCCAACUCGAUCCGGUGUACCUAGAAAUGCUUCUUCAGAAAAGAUAGUCAUGGCUAAUGGCACACCACCUAAAGCCUCUACAGCACCCAACAUGUCCCGCAGAAAUUCGUGGUUAUCGAGUAUAUCUUCGAAGUUCACGGGAACACAUCCUUCCAACCUUACGAGCGCCUCUCCCAGUACUUCUCCGGCGGCGUUUCCUAUAGAUCCUCCGAUACAAAGACCUGCAGGACCAAGUGCGCCAAAGAAUGCUGUAUUGGUACACGGGGUAAAGGAGGAUGGCGAUGCACCUUAUGUUCCGGCACCCCCACGAAGUGGUCCCAGCUUCUUACAAAGUGCGUUGCGAAGGCUGUCGUCUUCGAGUGGACAGUUGUCCGGAUCAGCUAAAGGUCACAAUGGAUUGUGCGAAAGAAAGAUUUUGAAUGUCGAUCCUCACCGAGAAAGGUGUCCCAUAUUCGGGCUUGAACAGUCGAAGUUGCGAAGAGUAGCUUUCUGUGUCGAUGUUGAGAUAGCAAGCGGUGCUCGUUACAUAGACGAGGAGGAUUCCGAUGAGGCCGACAAUAAAAGUAAAGAAAAACCGAAGCGAUCUAAAGAAAAGGGAGAAGGGGCUGCGCUGAAGAAUCCGAAUAGUCUUAAGGCCGAGACGGAACAAGACGAUGUUUCAAUGACAAAACUUCCCACAUUGAAUGAAAAUCUUCCCGAAAGUACCCAAUCAAAAGCCUCCAAAAACACUUCGGAAGGUAGGGAAAUUUCUCCACCACCCGAGAAGGACAAUUCAAAAAAGAAAGAGAAGAAGAAGCGCAGCGAAGAAGAACGAAAAGCAAGAAAGGAGAAAAAACGAAAGCUUGCUGAGGCGAACGGUACAAUCCCGGUUGAAUUGAAGAUUGAUGAGAGUGACAGUUCACUCUCAACCCUUCCGAAUACCGCAACUCCGAAAACCCACGCCUCACCUACCACGGAUCCUGUUCGGAUAUACAGAAGAUGCUGCCAGUUGAGAGAAACGCCAAUAUUAAAGAGGAUCGUUGAGCAACUCACGGCGUCGGUGGCAACAGCUACAACCCCUGGUCUUGUUGACAAAUUAGAUCUCUCGAGUUAUUGGUUGCAAUUGCCGGAUCUUGUCACGUUAGGGGACUACUUAGCUGUAGUUCCAGUCAGAGAAUUGGCAAUGGAAAAUUGCGGACUCACUGAUGAAGGUGUUCGUGUUAUUCUGGCUGGUCUUUUGGCAGCCAAGUUACCAACAUAUGGUAGAAAAACGCAUACCCGCAAGGAUAGCCAAUGCUCCCAAGGUGGCAUAAUCGAACGCCUAGUCCUGAAAAAUAAUAGCAAAAUUGGUAAAGAUGGUUGGCGCCAUAUUUCCUUGUUUAUCAAUAUGUGCCGAUCAUUGAAGACCCUAGAUCUUUCAAGGAUUCCUUUCCCCCAGAGUGUCACUACACCACCUGCAAGUGGAUCUGGGGAUUUAAAGAAAAUCGAUAGUAAAUCGAGUAAUACGAGCACCCAGGUUUCCUGCUUGUUAUCUAGGGCCAUUGGGGAUCGACUCGCUGGUCCAAAUUUCGAACUGUUGAAUCUAGGUCACUGUGGCCUCAAUAGCCAGCAGUUGGAUGGAUUAGUCGAUGGAAUCAUAAAAUCCGGCUUACGGCGUCUUGGUCUCGCGGGUAACGAGAUUACAUCAGUAGGGAUGGAGCAUGUUGCCAGAUGGAUUAGAUAUGGCAACUGCGAAGGCCUUGAUCUUGGUUGCAAUGAUCUAAGAGAUUCUUUGGAGACCAUUUCGAAUGCCCUCGAUGAGGACAACAAAAUCUACGCCUUAAGUUUGGCAGACUGUAACCUCAAUCCGGAUUCGCUGUGGCCACUGUUCCCAGCCCUCGCAAAGCUGAAGAAUUUCAAGUUCAUCGACUUAUCACAGAACCAUGAUUUAUUCGAAUCAAAACCCAGUGCACUUUCUCUCUUGCGCAGGUAUCUACCACGUCUGCCUCAACUGAAGCGCAUACAUUUGACAGAUGUAUCCAUGACACCGGAACAAGCCAUCGCCCUAGCGGAAAUCUUACCAGAGAGCCCCAGUCUUGCGCAUGUAACUCUUAUGGAAAAUACGCAACUAGCUGCCCUCGCAAAUGCGAAAGACGAAGCAAGUCAGGAGGAGGCUUGUGCAUUAUAUGCCUCACUUAUGGCCGCAGUCCGAGUGUCUGAAUCAAUCGUGUGUAUUGAUAUUGAGGUUCCGUCGAGUGAUUCGUCCGAAAUCGUAAAGGCUUUAGCUAAGCAAGUCGUCGCUUAUUGCCUGUGGAAUAUGGAACGCGGCCCAGUUGCAGAGAUUAGUGGAGCCGUUGCGGCAAUCUCUGAUCCCCAUAUAGCUGCCAAUGGAAAAGAUGUUGCAGUUCCCGAAGUGUUGUUGCACAUUGUGGGGCACAUAGAAGGAGUCCAAGAAAGUCCUGAUGACGAUGAACCUGCACCAGACGAAGACUAUGUGAUUGGCGGGACAGGUGUUGUUAAAGCCCUGGGUAUCUGUUUACGAAACAAAGGGAAUGAUUCUAGGAGGCCAUCAGCUGAUCGAACGUUCUCUGAUUUAUCUAGGCCGAGCAGCCGCUCGGCCGCUCCGAACCCUGCUGUGAAGAGUGGCAAAGCCAAGGAUAUGUCGAAGAAUUUAUUGGGGAGUGCCAGGAAGAUUCGGGCUCGAUUACAACCUGCCCUAGUCAAGGAAUCGAAGGCUAGUGAUCACCAGAAUUACAACCGAUUACUAUUCCUUGAUCACACAUUACAGAAUAUGAUCAAGAGAUUCGAAGAUGAAUAUCCUGAGACGCGCCUGUCACCGUCACUUCCCGAUACAGAGCAAAUAACCAUGACAGAGGACACAUACCCACUUCAAACUGACUAUCGAGGAUUAGACGUUGAACCAGAACCAGUUCUCGUCGAUAAUCUACCAUCAGAUGAAGAGGGAGGACAUGACGAGGGAGGAAUUCGUCCUACUUUAUCCCGUCAUAACUCUGAUGUCUCAUUGGCUUCCAGAGCACUUUCCCAGGAAGAAGGCAGAAUGCAUCGCUUUGGACAGAAGAUUCGUCGUAACAUUCUUAAACCCGAAGGCGAGGAUAAUCUUCACGGAACCACGGGGCACGAAAUCCAACCAGCACAUCUACAAUUUUUGAGAUCCAUGGUUGAGGACCUUCAAGGCGAAGAUAUCAGAAACAAAAUCGAAGCCAUGGGUCCAGAUGCGGUAAUAGCUGAGCUGAACAACGAAACCAGUAUUCUUCGGCAGAGAUUCGUUGAGAAUGAUCCGGAAGGCUGGCAUAAAUUCGAAGAAAGCCAAGAAGCUAUGCAAAGGAAUUCAUUCGUAGCGAAUCUUGGCUCAAAUGGGAAUGUGUCGGAGAGUGCCAUUGAAUGA
Sclerotinia borealis F-4128 is the source of this 4602-nucleotide messenger RNA. Lineage: Eukaryota; Fungi; Ascomycota; Leotiomycetes; Helotiales; Sclerotiniaceae. The record is from the annotation of a GenBank genome assembly.